CUCUAUCCUUACGUGCUUCUUGCUCUUUUUAAGGAUCAAAAAUAAAUAAAGGUAAUGCAAAUACAACCUUUAUAUAUAAGAACAAUACUCAAAAUAGGAUUCAAACCACCAACCUAAUUUGAAUAAUUCAUCAAUUACCCACCCAAAUCGUGUGACCUUGGAAAAACUACUAAAAGAAUUUGAACCUUAUAUUCACAUUCCUUUAUUUUUGUUUCUUUCUAUUCAAAUUUGUGCUCGUUGAUUCUUACUUGGAAUUCAAAGACUGCUCCUUAGUUCUCUCGUUUUCCAUUCUUCACACGUUUUUGAAGGAUUAAAGCCUUAUAUAUAAGCAAACAAGAGUCACUGUGAUAAACCCAUCUUAGUUCAUUUAUUUCUUCUACCCACACUUCAAUUAUUUUCAACAACAACAAUACAACAUAAACACAAGUUCUCAUAUCUUCAUUCCAAGUACUCUCAUACACCAUACAACAACGAUUUGUGGGACAUUAUAUUUAUGGGGGUGUCUGUUACUGAUUUGUCAAAUGGGUCCAAUAAGAUGAGUACUUCAAGCAGGUUGAGUGAUUGCAGACCUCAACAUAUGAUUCUUGAAAGAAACCAUUCAUUUGUUCAAGAUAAAGAACAGAACAUGGAUUCAACCAAAAGUGAUCAAUUGAAACAUAAACAAGUUCCAUUGAUUUCUCUGCCUGAAGCACUUGUUUUUUCUUCUCCAAGGCCAGUUUCUGAGCUCGAUGCUGCUGCAACUACUCUUCAAAAAGUUUACAAGAGUUACCGUACUAGAAGAAACCUUGCCGAUUGUGCAGUGGUUGUGGAAGAGCUAUGGUGGAAAGCAUUGGAUUUUGCUGCUCUUAGAAGAAGUUCUGUUUCAUUCUUUGAUGUUGAGAAACCUGAAACUGCUGUGUCACGUUGGGCUAGAGCAAGAACAAGAGCAGCUAAGGUUGGAAAAGGUUUAUCUAAGGAUGAAAAGGCACAAAAAUUAGCACUUCAACAUUGGCUUGAAGCUAUUGACCCGCGUCAUCGAUAUGGACACAAUCUUCAUAUGUAUUAUGAUAUCUGGUUUAAAAGCUUAAGCACACAACCAUUUUUCUACUGGUUGGAUGUUGGAGAUGGAAAAGAAAUAAAUCUUGAGAAAUGUCCAAGAAGCACUGUUCUACAACGGCAAUGCAUUAAAUAUCUUGGACCAAAAGAAAGAGAAGAAUAUGAAGUAAUUGUUGAAAAGGGAAGGUUGGUGUAUAAACAAGAUGGGAGGCUUGUGAGUACUGAUGAGAAAUCAAAAUGGAUAUUUGUUCUCAGUACUACAAGAGCCUUGUACGUGGGGAAAAAGCAAAAGGGUGCCUUUCAACAUUCAAGCUUUCUUGCUGGUGGUGCAACCACCGCAGCUGGUAGAUUAGUAGCAAAUCAAGGUGUUCUUGAGGCUAUUUGGCCAUACAGUGGACACUACCAUCCAACAGAAGAGAACUUCAAAGAAUUUAUAAGCUUUCUUGGAGAGCACAAUGUAGACCUCACAAAUGUAAAGAGAUGUGCCAUAGAUGAUGAUACUUAUUCAAUUGUUGGAAAUGAUGCCAUCAAUGAACCACAACAAACAAAGGUUGCUACUCCUAAGGUCAAUGUCAAUGAUAACAAUGUGACAUCAACUCAUAAAAAGGAUGCUGUUGCAGCAUUUAACGCCUCAAGGAGGCUGUCUUGCAAGUGGUCAACUGGAGCUGGUCCACGUAUUGGUUGUGUUCGUGACUAUCCUGAACACUUGCAGUCAAAAGCAUUGGAACAAGUUAGUCUGUCUCCAAGGCCAAGUUCUUCAAGACUCAACAAAUUUGGCCCAAUUCCUUCUCCUAGGCCUAGUCCAAAAGUUAGGAUGUCACCUAGGCUUGUGUAUAUGGGAUUACCUAGUCCAAGAAACCCAAUUUCAACUGCAAGUUAAAGGAAACUUUGGAGGGAUUGGUUUUUACUCAGGACGCUUUGUCGAUUACUCAAUUUCUGAAAUAAGUCAAUCAAAAGAUACGAUCCGAUAAAAUCGAUGGACUCUUGAGCAAUCUGAGGAAGCCGUAGAGCAGUUUACAAAGACAAAGAAUUUAGAGGGUUGUUCUUCGAUCCAAAAGUGGGUCAGGUUUAGACCAUGGUCACAGCAGAUGAUACUUCAUGUGACGGCUACUAGUAAAUCAUAAAAUUAGAGCACUAACUGAAAUUUCCUUUUUCAAUUUUUUGGACAAUUUUUUCAUCUAUUACUUCAUUUUUUUAGGAAUUUGCUUUAGUGGGACAUACUAGGGUCUAGGUCCUUGACCCAAUUUUUGCCUCUUUCUUUUUCUGGAAGGCAUGAAAAUUCAAUUAAUUCUUUACGCGAUUCAAAUUAUGUAGCUCAUUUUUUCAAAUUAUGUAGCUCAUUUUUUAUUUUAUAUAUAAUGAAGUUAGUGUGA
Medicago truncatula (barrel medic) is the source of this 2408-nucleotide messenger RNA. Its product is annotated as IQ domain-containing protein IQM1. NCBI's taxonomy places the organism in Eukaryota, Viridiplantae, Streptophyta, Magnoliopsida, Fabales, Fabaceae. Bases 494 to 1915 code for a protein of 473 amino acids. The record is from RefSeq and is a predicted model, not a curated record. The transcript is spliced from 8 exons.